Molecule: messenger RNA, 2502 nt
Organism: Eupeodes corollae
Lineage: Eukaryota; Metazoa; Arthropoda; Insecta; Diptera; Syrphidae
Gene: rump
Product: myelin expression factor 2
Exons: 6
Coding region: 223-2121 (632 amino acids)
Cellular component (GO): nucleus; cytoplasm
Molecular function (GO): mRNA binding
Source: RefSeq, a predicted model, not a curated record
CAUCACUUUUGUUUUUUUUCUUGUGCAAGGAGCACGCCAAAACUUACAAAUUUAUCUCCGCCAUUUUCUCUUUUGAGGCGCUUUUCUUCCGCUGGUGUACAUCGAUCGAUUAAAAAGUGAAAAUCUCUUAAUUCUAUACAAAUUGUUUUGCAACAUUUUGAGUGCAAAAUUAUUGCUGGCAUUUGGAUAAAUACUUUACAUUAAUUACAUUCAUAUAAAGAAAUGGAAUUUGAGGACAACCAACAAUCACAAGUCGGAGAUAAUUCGGAAAAUGGUGGAGACAGUGCUGGUGGUGGUGGCGGCGGCAGUAACAAUGACCAAGGAGGAGACAACCGAGAAAAGGAGCGUGACCGCCGUGGGCGUGGAGCUCGUGGAACUCGAUUUUCUGACGCCGAUGGUGGCAAUCGAGAACGUAGCCGUGAGAAGCGCAAUUGCCGGGUUUACAUUUCAAAUAUUCCCUACGACUAUAGGUGGCAGGAUUUGAAAGAUCUUUUCCGCCGCAUCGUCGGAAGUGUAGAAUAUGUGGAACUCUUCCAUGACGAGAGUGGUAAGGCCCGUGGCUGUGGAAUUGUGGAGUUCAAAGACCCCGAUAAUGUCGAAAAAGCUCUUGAAAAACUUAAUCGAUACGAGAUUAACGGCAGAGAGCUGGUAGUCAAGGAAGAUCACGGCGAAAAUCGCGAUCAGUUUGGACGCAUCAUUCGUGACGGUGCUCCAUCUGGCGGUGGUGGUGGUGGAGGAGGUGGCGUUGGUAACCGCAACGACCGCAUGGACCGCAGCUUCAACAGACGCAACGAUGAUGACAGACUAUCUGGGCGUAAUCAUAACGUUGGUAAUAUGAUGAUGUCUAACGAUUAUAAUAAUGCGUCUUACAAUUCUUAUGGUCUGUCUGCUUCGUUUUUGGAGAGUCUUGGAAUAAAUGGACCUUUGCAUAAUAAAGUUUUUGUUGCUAAUUUGGACUAUAAAGUCGAUUCGAAAAAACUUAAACAGGUGUUUAAGUUGGCUGGUAAGGUUCAAAGCGUUGACUUGUCCAUGGACAAAGAGGGCAACAGUCGUGGCUUUGCUGUUAUUGAAUAUGAUCAUCCAGUUGAAGCCGUACAAGCCAUUUCGAUGCUUGACCGCCAAAUGCUUUUUGAUCGUCGUAUGACUGUUCGUUUGGAUCGUAUUCCAGAUAAGGGUGAAGGACUAAAAUUACCCGAAGGUUUGGGUGGAGUUGGUAUUGGUCUAGGACCCAACGGCGAGCCAUUGAAGGAUGUAGCGCGUAAUAUACCAAGUAUAACUAAUCAACAGCCAAAUCAGCAGCAACAGCAGCAAGCUCCACAAAUGUCUUCUAAUGCGGGAAACAUGAAUCUGGGCGGUGGUAUGUUUAAUAACUCCGCCCAACCCGCUCCAGUAGCACCAGUUUCAGUUAACAAACAACCAGGUAGCGGCAAUUUAUUAGGUCCAUCGGGUGGCUUGAACCUUAGCAAUUUGUCUUCCUCAAAUUUGGCAGCUUUGACUAACGUCGUCGGAGGACUUGGAGCGGCGUUGUCAAAUCCAUUGCUGACUAGUAGUCUUUCCAACUUGGGCUUGAACCUUGGUCAAGCACCUAUUACUCCAAACAAUGAAGACUCCAUGUCGACAGCAACAGCUCUUACAAACAACUACAGUACAGGCAACAACUACAGCUCGGCCUACGGUGGGUCUUCGGGUUACAAUUUGGGAGGCGGUGGUGGAGGUGGCGGUAAUGGUGGUGGCAAUGUCGGUGUCGGUCCAAGUGGCAACUUUGACAACUUGCGCAAUGCAUACAACAGUGGAGUUGGGCCACAAGACAACAACGACUACAAUUCCGGCUCAAACUUGGAUAUGUAUGGCGGAGGAGGAGGAAAUCAAAACCCAUUAGGUGGAGGAGGUGGUGGUGGUCGCAAAUCUGACACCAUUAUCAUUAAAAAUAUUCCAUUGAGUUGCACAUGGCAAACAUUGCGGGAUAAAUUCCGUGAUGUUGGGGAAGUCAAAUUUGCAGAGAUCCGUGGAAAUGAUGUUGGAGUCGUACGAUUCUUUAAGGAGCGAGAUGCUGAAUUGGCAAUCGCACUUAUGGACGGUUCGCGGAUGGAUGGCAGAACUAUUCAAGUCAGCUUCUUUUAAUUUUAUCAUAAUAAACAAACAAAUUAAAAUAUUAUAAGAAACAUAACAAAUGAAUUGAUGGCAUAUUUUGCAAGAAAAAGGACAGAUUUUUUCCUUCUUUCCACAACAACAAAAAAAGUAAUAGUAACUGUUAUGAAAUUAAAAUUUUACAAAUUUUAACGUUUUGAUUUUUUUGUUUAAUUUAAAAUGCCAACAAAAAAUAUUCACGACUAUUUAUAGACACUUUAAUUAUAAAAAUAACCAUAAGUUAUACAGAUGAGAUCAUAAUAAAACAAAAGUAAAAUAUACAGCUACUUUAUUACAUAAAUAGUAUUGUAUAACUGACUUGUAUUUCAAAAAAUCAUUAAAAAUAAAUAUGUACUUAUGUUUAAUUUAUUUUAA